AUGCCGCUCAAGCCCAACAUUGGCGUCUACACCAACCCGGACCAUGACCUGUGGAUUGGUGAAGCGCAGCCCACUGCCGAGAGCGUGGCGUCGGGUUCCGACCUGAAGCCCGGCGAGGUCACGAUUGCCAUUCGCAGCACCGGCAUAUGCGGAUCAGACAUUCACUUUUGGCAUGCCGGCCGCAUCGGCCCCAUGGUCGUCCGGAACGACCACAUCCUGGGCCACGAAUCGUCGGGAGACGUCAUCGCCGUGCACCCGUCCGUCACGAGCCUCCAGGUCGGGGACCGCGUGGCCGUGGAGCCAAACGUCAUCUGCAACGCCUGCGAGCCCUGCCUGACGGGCCGCUACAACGGCUGCGGCAAGGUGGCCUUCCUGUCGACGCCCCCCGUGCCGGGCCUGCUGCGCCGGUACGUGAACCACCCCGCCGCCUGGUGCCACAAGAUCGGCGACAUGUCGUACGAGGCCGGGUCGCUGCUGGAGCCGCUGAGCGUGGCGCUCGCCGGCCUGCAGCGAGCCGAGGUGCGGCUCGGGGACCCCGUCCUGGUCUGCGGCGCGGGCCCCAUCGGCCUCGUCACCAUGCUGUGCUGCGCGGCCGCCGGCGCCAGCCCCAUUGUCAUCACCGACAUUGCCGAGAGCCGGCUCGCCUUUGCCAAGGAGCUCUGCCCGCGCGUCACCACCCACAAGGUCGGGCGCGACGGCGGCGGCGGCUCGCCCGAGGCGACGGCCCGGGCCAUUGUCCAGUCGUUUGGGGGCGUCGAGCCCGCCCUGGCCAUGGAGUGCACCGGCGUCGAGGCCAGCAUCGGCGCGGCCAUCUGGGCCACCAGGUUCGGCGGCAAGGUCUUCAUCAUCGGCGUGGGCAGCAGCGACAUCAGCAUCCCCUUUAUGCGCGCCAGCGUCCGCGAGGUGGACAUUCAGCUGCAGUACCGGUACUGCAACACCUGGCCGCGGGCCAUUCGCUUGGUCGAGAGCGGCGUCGUCGACCUGUCGAGGCUGGUGACGCACCGGUUCGCGCUGGAGGACGCGCUCAAGGCCUUUGAGACGGCGGCGGAUGCCACGAGCGGCGCCAUCAAGGUGCAGAUCCAGAGCUUUGACUAA
Ustilaginoidea virens is the source of this 1095-nucleotide messenger RNA. RefSeq lists its product as uncharacterized. Gene Ontology annotation, biological process: D-sorbitol catabolic process. The transcript is spliced from 2 exons. Gene Ontology annotation, molecular function: L-iditol 2-dehydrogenase (NAD+) activity. The record is from RefSeq and is a predicted model, not a curated record. Lineage: Eukaryota; Fungi; Ascomycota; Sordariomycetes; Hypocreales; Clavicipitaceae. The coding region runs from base 1 to 1095 and encodes 364 amino acids.